Messenger RNA from Eriocheir sinensis (Chinese mitten crab), 4428 nucleotides. RefSeq names its product protein nubbin-like. Gene Ontology annotation, molecular function: RNA polymerase II cis-regulatory region sequence-specific DNA binding; DNA-binding transcription factor activity, RNA polymerase II-specific. The record is from RefSeq and is a predicted model, not a curated record. Bases 880 to 2955 code for a protein of 691 amino acids. Gene Ontology annotation, biological process: regulation of transcription by RNA polymerase II. The transcript is spliced from 8 exons. NCBI's taxonomy places the organism in Eukaryota, Metazoa, Arthropoda, Malacostraca, Decapoda, Varunidae.
GGAGGAGGAGGAGGAGGUCGAAAGACGAGGAAGAGGAUAAGUAUAACAGGGAUGAAGGAGGAGGAGGAGGAGAGGAAGACGAGGAGGACUAAAAAGAGGAGGAGGAAGAAGAAUUACGAAGAUUACAGAAAGACGAAGACAGAUUAAGAAGAAGAGAGAAACAAGAAACACAGAAGAGGAAGAGGAAGAGGAAGAAGAAUCAACACACAAACGAAACAGAUAAACAAAAAUAACACACAAACAAGAUCAAGAAAACAAGAAACCAAAACAAAAACAAACACCAGGAAACUCGGAACACUCAAACUCAGAAGAAGAAAAAGAAGAAGGAGACGAGAGAGAGAGAAGGCCCGUGAUGUCGGUAGCGGCGGCGGCGGCGGCGGAGGAGGAGGAGGAGGAGGAGGAGGCGCCCUGCAUAUGCACUCCACAACUCUUUAAAAUGAUAAUCAGCCCAGUGUAAUUUGAGGGCGGGGCUGGGCGGCGUCGGGAUUGGCUGGCGGCGGGCGGUGGGCGGCGCGCGGCGGGAAGGGGCGGGACCAGGGCGGGCCAGCACCGGGAGACCACCGCGCGGAAGCCAGUUCCCAGCGCGACUGAACCUUGCGUGAACGUGUGUCAGCCUCGCACGCACACGCACACACGCACACGCAGGCCGCAGGAGGUGCCAGCGUGCCCCACACACCCGGCGGAGGCGCUGAAGGGGCGGGGAGUGCCAAGCCGUGUGUGUGUCGCGUCCAGUGCCUCAGCGUGCCAGCCGACGGUACCCGAAGUGCUGACUGGCGCUGCUGACGGUGCGGGAACCCAGCGGCCGCCCCUCGCUGACGUGCUGAGUGGUAUGCGGUCAGCAAGCUCUGCGGUCAGCCACGGACGCCCAGAACAACGACAAUGGCUCUUAUAAUGUGGCCGAGAAAUAUGGAAACCAAUCAACUGUCAGGUGACCCGCUGAGGAAGAUUGACCGCGAAAGGAUAGGAUCUCCGUCUACGAGAGAGAGCGGCGCGCUGAACGGCUGCGGGGAACGAGAGGAGGGAGGCGGCAGCGAGUGUGGCAGCGAUGGCGGGCCGCAGGACAUGCCUCUGGACGACUCAAUGGACGGCGCCCUGCCCCCGACGUCCUCCUCCUCCUCGGACAUACCCACCCCCACCCGCCCCCGUUCCCCCACCCCCAUCGGCCUGACCUCCGGCCCCCACCCCCUCCACAAUCCCCCGUCGCUACAGCUGCCCCCCACUGCCCCCAGACAUUUCCACCCCGUGAUUAACCUGGCGCGGGAUCUUACAAGUCGUGCGAGUAAUGGCGGCCGCUCCCCCACCCCCUCCCCCCCGCCCAUGAUGACCCCCCACACCUCCCUGCCCUCCCCAUCCCCCACGCCCACCGCCACCCACACGCCCAUCACCUCCGCCCCCUCCCCGCCCACCUCCGCCCCGCCCGCCCACUCAGUCCAGGCCGCCCUCGCCGCUAUCCAGGCUGGCUCCCUCUCGCUGAACCAGCUGAUGGCCCUGGGCGCGCAGGGCCCCGGCCUCCUCAUGCAGAACCAGCUGGCCGCCGCCGCCGCCGCCGCCAACCAGCUGCCCGUGUCGUCGCCGCUGCCCAGCCUGGGCUCACUCAACCCUCAGGAGCUGCAGGCGCUGCAGCAGACGUUGUCGCAGCAGCAGCAGCAGAUCCAGCAGCAGCUGCAGCAGUUCAUGCUCUUCUCACAGCCCAGCGCGGCAUCGCAGCUGCCACCCCAGGCACAGCUGUUCCUGCAGAGCCAGCAACUCCAGUACCUGCAGAACCUGCUACAGCAGGGGCUGCUGGCGUCCCCCGGGCUGGCCAGCAUGCAGGGGCUGCAGUCGCCGGUGUCGCAGGCGCCCACGCAGCCGCCCCACGCCCGCAGCGUGCACCACGCCGUGGCCCAGGCGGCCCAGCAGCUGCAGCAGCUGCAGAAGGCGCAUCACCAACAGCAGCAGCAGCAACAACAACAACAACAACAGCAGCAGCAGCAGCAACAGCACCACCACCACCACCACCACUCCCAGCAGCAGCAGCAACAGCAGGGCGGGCAGCAGGGGAUGGGCGGGGGCCGCGACCCCCUGCGUGACCUGCGGGACAUCCGCGACCUGCGCGAAGCCCAGAUGCGGGAGCUGCGGGACCCCCGCGAGCCCGCGCUGCGGCCCCCCCUGGACGCGCCCCACCUGGGCGGGUCGCCCCUGGCGCCGCACCUGCCGCCGCACACGCACCUGACGCGGCCGCCGCUGCCGCACUCGCCGCCGCCGCCGCCGCCGCGCCACUGGGAGCCGCUGCCGGAGGAGCCGACGGACCUGGAGGAGCUGGAGCAGUUCGCGAAGACGUUCAAGCAGCGGCGCAUCAAGCUGGGCUUCACGCAGGGCGACGUGGGCCUGGCCAUGGGCAAGCUGUACGGCAACGACUUCUCGCAGACCACCAUCAGCCGCUUCGAGGCGCUCAACCUGUCCUUCAAGAACAUGUGCAAGCUGAAGCCGCUGCUGCAGAAGUGGCUGACGGACGCCGACAAGACCAUCUCGGACCCCGCCACCGUCAACAGCACCAUCUCCUCGCCGGACGCCGUGGGCCGCCGCCGCAAGAAGCGCACCUCCAUCGAGACCAGCGUGCGCGUGGCCCUCGAGCGGGCCUUCAUCCAGAACCCCAAGCCCACCUCGGAGGAGAUCUCCAUGCUGGCGGACAGCCUCUCCAUGGAGAAGGAGGUGGUGCGCGUGUGGUUCUGUAACAGACGUCAGAAGGAGAAGCGGAUAAACCCUCCUUCGAGCGGUAUGAUCAGUCCGCCGCCCCUCAGCCUCAGCAGUACCAACAUGUUCACGGGGCAGCCCAUCACCUCGGCACUCUCCCUCACUUCUAUCGGCGGGCCUCCCCUCUCACCCGUGGGUACCCUCCCCUCCCCCCUCUCCCUCGUCACCCACUCCUACCCCCCGCCCUCACCCCCCGACGCCCCCACGAGUAAGGUGGAGUAAGGUAGUGGUGGUGGUGGUGGGGAUGUGUGGAGUUGAGGAUUGGUGGUGGUGGAGUUGGUGGUGGAAUUGGUUGGAUGAGGAUUUUUUUUUUUUCUUUUUUCUUGAUAUUUUUCUUCUUUGUCUUCAUUUAUUUUCUUCUUUUUUUCUUUUCUUCAUUUUUUUUCUUUUUUCUCCUCGUUUUUUUAUUUUCUUCUGUAUUUUCUUUAUUUUUUCUUUCUUCUUUGUCUUCCUUUCUUAUUCUGUUUUCUUCUUUCCCUUCCUCCUCCUCCUCCUCCUCCUCCUCCUCCUCUUUCUUCCUUUUCCCUUUUUCCUUCCUUCCUCCUGUCUUCCUUCCUUUCCCAAUCCCUCUAUUUUUUUCUUAUUUUUUUGUUCUACUUUUCCAUACUUUCCUCCUCCCUCUCCUCCCCCUCCUCCUCCUUCUCCUCCUCCUCCUCCUCCUCCUCCUCCUCCUCCUCCACCAUCCUCGUAAGUGCAAUGUCUCACGGCUUCUCCGGAGUGGUGACUGAGGGAAGAGGAAGAAGAAGAAGAAGAGGAAGAAGAGGAGGAGGGUCAAGCAAGGUCACAAUUUAAAGGUCACACUCAAAGUCUCUCUCUCUCUCUCUCUCUCUCUCUCUCUCUACGGGAAAGUGAGAGAAAAUGAAGAGAGAGAGAGAGAGAGAGAGAGAGAGAGAGAGAGAGAGGGGUCACUCAGGCUUACGUCAGUCUAUUAAAAAAGAGAAAACGGAACAAUUUAUCCACACUGAAAGGGUGACUUAUCUAUUCGCGUGCGUGCGUGUGUGCGUGUGUGCGGGCGUGUGGGGGGGAUGAGGGGUAGAGGGGGGCGUGUAUCAACCCCCCCUGACCCCAUUUGACCUCACCCCGCCCCCCCUUUCACCCCCCACACAAAAAAACAAUGAAACUAAGUGGUGUGGAUAUAAUAUUUAAAUUGAAUCUCCUCUUCCUCCUCCUCCUCCUCCUCCUCCUCCUCCUCCUUCUCCUCCUCUUCUUCCUCCUCCUCCUCCUUGACUAAGAAAGCCUAAAAUCCAUGCUCUUUAAGAUGAUAUGGAUGGAAUAGGUUGUGGAUGGAAGAGGAGGAGGAGGAGGAGGAGGUGGUAGAGUGGAGUGGAAAGUGAGGUGGAAAAAGAAGGAGGGAAGGCAAGUAGAGAACGAAAGUGGAAGAGGAGGAAGGAAAAUAAAGGAGGUGGAGAUGAAAAAAGUGGAGGGAAAGAAAAGAAGGAAAAAAAGGGGAAGGAAACAAGAUGGUGGAGGAAAAUAAAGGAAAAUAAAAAGAAAUAAAGUAAAUAAAAGGAAAAAGAAAACGAGGAACAGAAUAAGGAAGUGAAAGAAGAAGAAAAGUAAGAAAAACGACAUAGAGGAAAAUUAAAUAAAGAAAAGAAGAGGAGGAGGAGGAGAAGAAAAAGAAAAACUGAUAAGAAAAGAAAGAAAAAUAAAGAAAAACAAAGAAAUAAACGACAUAUAUGAGUGAAAAUAAAG